AUGGCUUCUCUCCCGUCCCCCCUCGGCCCCGCCCUUGAUCUAGGGGUCCACACUCCCGCUAAUCUGAACCGAAGAGCCCGUGCAGCCCUCUUGCAGAACAGCCCCGCGGUCGUGAACAGCCCCAUUGGUGUUUCACCCAGACCUGGGCGGACGGCCCAGACACCGUCCCGCCACUCAACGCCGCCCCCUCGAGUACGAAGAGCUGAGCGUGCCAAUCCCGCAUCGACCCCUGAACAGCAACCAAUCUCUAUUAUCGAAUCGGCCAAUGAUCUCGCGCGUAAACACGCGGAAGAGCCUUCUGGCGCCAAGCUUGAAGAAGCCAACAAGCAAUUCACCUCCGACCGCCGACGUUUCGCUCAGAAGUUUGUCGACAGCGUCCUGCGAAGAAGUUCUAGCGAUGUACCAGGUUCUAAACCUACCUACAGCAGUGUCGCCGCCGCCUCGCUCCCCGCUGACCGCGCCCGCACAGCCCACCAGCAUCAUCAUCAUCAAAAACAAAGCACCGACAAAGGGCCCACCUCAUCGCCAAGAGCAACAAAGCCCCCCCGCCCCCCCCGACAGGACCUCCGCGUCUUCGUCCGUCUAGAAGCCGGAGCUCCGGCUAGGGACCAUAGCGGCUAUGCCAUCCGGACCCUGAUCAGGGAAAAACUCGGCACCGUCUCGGAAGGUCACCAGUUUCGGUCAGGUCGGGAUUGGCAGUCCUUACUGGCCGACCAUGAAACACGCGAUUUUCUCGUAGAGAAGCAGGCCGAAAGACUGACCGACUUUCGCGGCAACGAGGUGGAUAGUGACAGCGUUGUCAGUGAUGAGAUAGAAAUCCAGACAGGGCUCAAGCCCGUUGAUAUACGUCCUGGAAGACAAUUCUCGGAUAACCCUUUGACCAAGGCUCUCCUUGUCUCCUUCCUGAAGCCCACCAAGAAGAGGUUCUGGUCCCUCUUCGGGAGCCGGGCGGCCAGACUCGUAGACAAAAGCGACGUACCCCAAGCAGUGCGAAACGUGCUGGGGCUACCACUUUACCCGCAAGUGCCAUAG
Messenger RNA from Fusarium proliferatum ET1, 1032 nucleotides. RefSeq lists its product as uncharacterized. The record is from RefSeq and is a predicted model, not a curated record. Lineage: Eukaryota; Fungi; Ascomycota; Sordariomycetes; Hypocreales; Nectriaceae. Bases 1 to 1032 code for a protein of 343 amino acids. The transcript has 3 exons.